GAGCGUCCGGCACCAUAAUUCACCGGCUUGGUGUCCGCGUCCGCUGUGAACACCUUCUCUGGGAAAGGAGCGCCCAAAGGACUUGACGCUAUGAACAUGAAGGUUCUCUUGGCUCUGACAGCCGUGCUGGUUGUGGCGGCAGCCGAACGCGCGGGCUACAACACCGGCGCGUACAACCCGGCGCUCUACAACACCGGAGCUUAUGCCGGCGACUACUACAACCGAGGCAACUACGCUCGCCGAGGUUAUGCCGAUCAGUACUACGGCAGGGACGGCUACAAGGGCGCCUACGCGGGCGGACGCUACGCAGCACCGUACCGGUCAGCGUACGGAUACGCUCCGGGAUACGCGGCCGGCUACAACCGGCCGUACAGCGGCGCCUACGGCGGCUACUCUGGCUACAGGGGCUACGGAGCAUACGGCUCACAGGCAGGGUACACGGGUUACCCUGGUUACGCCGACGGUCGUUACGGGCGUUAUCUUUACGGAGGUGCCUACGAUCGGUACGGUUCCUAUAGAAGCAGCCUCUUUGACGACCGUUACAACCAAUACAUGUACCAGCGAGGCUACAACACGGCGCCUUACGGCGGCGCUUACGGCCCCUACGAGCAGCGCACGUCGCAGGGUUACAGCUACGGUUACACCUCGCCUAACAGCCAGGUCUACAGUGCCGCCGGAUACCGUGCUUAAAGGCGCUUUACGUAAGGGCAACCGCCUCGCGUUGCAUAACACGACGUCCGGGAUUGCUUUUUUGAGCAAUGUCGGCAGCUGAUUUUGGUUGUACUCUUCAUUUUCUUCUAUUGUUUGUGCCAAACUUCUUUUUUUAAAUCACCGAAAUCCAAAAGCGAGAACAUCCUACGUAUGACUGGCGGCGCCCACGAAAUAAAUUUGUUUUUUGGACUUACAGCACCUUGUCUCUUUGUGUUC
Dermacentor silvarum is the source of this 927-nucleotide messenger RNA. RefSeq names its product shematrin-like protein 2. Lineage: Eukaryota; Metazoa; Arthropoda; Arachnida; Ixodida; Ixodidae. Bases 91 to 690 code for a protein of 199 amino acids. The record is from RefSeq and is a predicted model, not a curated record. The transcript is spliced from 2 exons.